Molecule: messenger RNA, 1444 nt
Organism: Pseudomyrmex gracilis
Lineage: Eukaryota; Metazoa; Arthropoda; Insecta; Hymenoptera; Formicidae
Exons: 3
Coding region: 168-569 (133 amino acids)
Biological process (GO): cristae formation
Cellular component (GO): MICOS complex; mitochondrial crista junction
Source: RefSeq, a predicted model, not a curated record
AUACUCUCGUUGCAGCGGGCUCGAUCUUUCAUCAAUGGUGCAGACUGCAGACUCGGUUUUUCUCAGUCUUCUCUCUACUUGUACUCUCGUGUGCUUGUGCUUACAUGUGACAGAGUUGGAUUGAAGAGAGAGAUAAUUCAAUUGUAAAAGUAAUUUCUGAUUAAACAAUGGGUAUCGUGCGGUUAGUACAUUCGCUGAAGAGUAUAGAACACAGACAGUUAUGGUUUGUUGCCAAGACUACUUUUGUAGGAAGUAUUGUUUAUUAUACUGUUGAACAAGGUCUGUGGUCAAAGCCUGAAGACAGUGUACACUUGUAUGCUAAAAUCUAUAAUAAUAUAGCACCUUACAUCAAGAACAAUAUACCCAAAGAAGUGUUGAACGAGUUACCACCACUGCCAAGUACCAGUGAUUUAUCCAAUUCAGUCAAGUCAUCAUGGAAUAAGGGAGUUAUUGCAAGCAUGAAAUUUCUGUCUGAGACUCCAACCUAUUUGUCUAAUGGUAUGCAGAAUCUUACAAACUUUGUACAAGAUUACAUAAAAAUGCAAAGUGCAUCUGAGAAAAGUCAGUAGUGAUUUCUAAUUCUAUUUUGUGAAUUUUAGAAUAUACAUAUUGUCAUGAAAUAUCAUUAAACUGUUAUUAGUUCUACUUCUGCUGUUAAUUUAUAUAUCUAUAUACUGUUAAGUAACUUAUAUUAGUUUUUUAAUUAAUUUAUAACAUGUCUAAUAAAUAUUUUACUUAGAAUAAUCAAAUCAUACAAUUUUUGUUUAAAAACGCUAAUUAUUAUCAACAUAUCCAAUUUAAUUCAAAACGUGAUUAAUAUUGAACAUAUAAAACUUACUACUUUUUUUCAUUUUUUAUUUCAUGUAACUUAUUAAAUAAUUAAAACUUUGUGAGCUUUUCUAGAGAUAUGGAUAUUUAUUUCUUUAAACAUGUAGUACAAAUUAUUGCCAGUUAUCAAUUUUGUUCAACAAUUAUAAAACAAAGUAUUUCAAUUAUUUGAAUCUAGAACUAUAUAUAUGAAUUAAAACAGAAAACUGAAAAAUUCUACAAUGUUAAAAACACAAAUGAUUAAAAACAAAGCUUCUAUUACUGGUCCCAAAAAUAGUGAUUGUAUAAUAUAAUCAUGUAUUAUCUUAUAGAACAUUACACUACAAUUAUAUCACAAUAUUGUGUAAUACAUUGUAAUGAUGUAAUUACAGCAAUUUUAUUAUAUCUCAUGUAAAAAAAAGACGUGUGAUACGAGGUAAAGAUAUAUUCGCGAAAGAUCGUUAAAUGCCGAUACAGGAAUCUCGUGGCGUAAAAAAUAAACUUUCUUGUGUUGCUUUUAACAACAAUAUAGUAAUCUCUUAUAAUUAUUAUGAUUAACUUCGUAUAUGAAAUCAAGUUUCUUAAUCCUUCAAUCGAUAGUCAUGCGAGUUCUGCUUGAUUCUUGUCCUCAGAAGAG